Messenger RNA from Dermacentor silvarum, 1498 nucleotides. RefSeq lists its product as uncharacterized. The record is from RefSeq and is a predicted model, not a curated record. NCBI's taxonomy places the organism in Eukaryota, Metazoa, Arthropoda, Arachnida, Ixodida, Ixodidae. The coding region runs from base 179 to 1498 and encodes 439 amino acids. The transcript has 8 exons.
CGCCGAACCAUGUCCUCGCAAAAUUAUUGUGUUCGAGGAAAACCUUCUGCAACUUGUCAAGUCUUGCAGGAAAUGCCACCUCCCUGCAAAGUCAUCACUAGAGGUUUUUGGCUCUCUUGCUGUGGUGACAUCAACAUGCCAAGAUGGCCAUGUUUUGAGCUGGCACAGCCAGCCAAAGAUGAAACGCUUUGCCAUGGGCAAUGUUGCUUUGGCUGCUGCAAUUUUAUUUACUGGCUCAAGUCCAACGCAAGUCCUGCGGCUUUUCCAAAGUGCUGGCAUCGCAUGCUUCAGUAAGCGUACAUAUGACCGCCUACAGAGGGACAUUAUGAUUCCUGCUGUGCACCAGCUGUGGGAACGUGAACAACAGUCUCUCUUAAGCUGUCUAAGCAGCACGGGUGCCCAACUCGCAGGUGACAGCCGUGCAGAUUCACCAGGCUACAGUGCAAAGUAUGGAACGUACUCGUUGCUGGACACUUCACUGAACCGUAUAAUUGACAUGCAGCUUGUGCAGUCAAACGAAGUUACCAGCAGUGGUGCAAUGGAAUUAGAAGGACUGAAGAGGGCACUAAAGGGCCUUGAGGACCAGAAAGUUUGCGUGCGUGAGCUUGUGACGGAUAGGCACACCCAGGUGCGCAAUCACAUGAGACAAAAUCGGCCUGAUAUUGCCCACCUCAUUGAUGCUUGGCAUGUUGCCAAAGGGCUGAAAAAGAAGCUGCAGGCUGUCUCCCGGUCACGGGGCUGCGGUGUGAUUGAGAAGUGGGAGACCUCCAUCAUUAACCACUUCUACUUUUCGGUUAGGAUAGCUGCAGCAAGACUGAUGACCGCUGAAAGAAGAGGCGAGCUCGCGGUAGCCAUCUGGCUGUCGCUCCUCAACCACAUUCAGAACAAGCACUGUGGCCACAGCAAGGAAUAUGCCAACUGCGAGCAUGGGGACCUCUUGCCUAGAAAGUGGAUUUUUCCAGGUACUGAUGCCUUUGACAAACUGCGCGGCAUAGUGGAAAAUAAUCGCCUGCUUCUAGACAUCAAGCAGGUGUCACCAUCAUUCCAAACAUCAAGUUUGGAAUCCUUCCAUUCUGUCCUGAACCGGUUUGCUCCAAAGAGCUUCACAUUUUCUUUUCAUGGGAUGCUGGCAAGGUCAAAACUGGCUGCUUUGCAAUAUAAUGAAAAUGCGGACAGGGUGCAACACAGAACUACUGUGGGCAAGCGGCAGUGGGCAGUGAAGUACCCAAAAGCAAGAAAAGGCAAGCCAGUGGCAUGCCCAGUCAAAGAGCCUGCAACUUUUGGUUAUGUUGGGCUUCUUCUUGAAAUCGUGAACGAGGUUGUGGACAGUGGCAGUUUCGGUGAUUCGCACGUCACAACUUUGCCUACGCCACCGCCACUUACAAGCUCUUUUGGACCAGUGGACAAGGCUGCGCUAGUGCGGGGUCACCUUUCAAGGUUUGCGUCCAGUGAAGACCGACCUAGGCACACAGAAGACUCGAGUGACGACAGUGCGUGA